Molecule: messenger RNA, 1817 nt
Organism: Oryzias latipes (Japanese medaka)
Lineage: Eukaryota; Metazoa; Chordata; Actinopteri; Beloniformes; Adrianichthyidae
Gene: morn2
Product: MORN repeat containing 2
Source: RefSeq, a predicted model, not a curated record
AACAACCCAGAAUGCACCACCUGGAGUUAGAAAUCGUCUGUUUUGGUGGUGUUUAGGAGCUGUCGGCCGAUUUAAACAACAUUUUCUACGUUUUUACUGUGUGUGUGUGUUUGGCUUUUUUACUUCCCCCGCGUCCAUUCACAAACUAAAAGUUGUCCAGUAAACAACGUCUGUCGUCGUUUCUGCCUCCAUCUGGCUCCACGGGAAAGCUGUCACGGAUGACUGACACACACGAUGAAGAAAAUCUGGAAAAUGAAGGAGAUGGGCUUACAACUGUUGCAUACUUUUUCCCAAAUGGUGACAGAUAUGAAGGGGACUGCAGCGGAUCCGAUUCAGACGGACUGGUGAGGAGCGGCAUUGGAAAGCACACUUCAGCUAAUGGCCUCACUUACGUCGGAGAGUGGUGCAAGGACAAGAUGCAUGGCAGAGGGAGCCUGCAGUAUCCCUCUGGAGCUCGAUAUGAGGGAGAAGUCAAAGGCAACAUGUACCACGGCGCAGGAACAUACACCUUCUCUGAUGGUUCUGUGUAUAAGGGUCAUUUUCAUGAGAAUAGGUUUAUGGGAGUCGGGACCUUUAUUGAUGCACAAGGACAGGUUUGGACCGGAGAGUUCCACGGCAAAGAAGCACUUGGCCUUAAAAUGCAGCCCAUUCAGGCAAAAGAGGCAGCUUAAAAUCUAUAUUUCUGACUUUGGGGGAUAAAACACCAUUUCUAUAUUUCAGUUGUGGGCUGUUUUGGCGUAUUUGUCAAGGCAUGUUUGAUGCAUGACUGGUUAAUUUAUCUUCAUAUCCAAAAACACCCCCUAGUUGUAUGUUUGCAUUACUGUGGGUAAAUAUCUGUGAAAACGGUGAUUCAUGUCUGCUGCUUACAGUCAUUCUCUCUCAGCUGUCUCUGCAUCCUAACGGGUUGCUUUGCUGCAGAGCAGAAAGUGUCGGUUUGCUUAAGCUUCAUUUAACACAUUAAAAAAAACACGCUGGGCUGACUUUUCAGGCCCCUUGGCCCCAUUUUUUCCCCCUCCCUGGGUAACAGAACACUUUCACUUCAUUCUCCAAGAGCACGAGUUCAAAACGUUAGACUCUUCCUGCAUCUUUUUCCUGCAAUGGUCCAAGAAGAGUUAUUUUUCUUGCAUUUCUCUUACAGUUGAGCUUGAAAUUAUUCAUACUUUUGACCAUUGUUAGAUAUGUAACAUUUUGUUCAACACCUCUUGUACAUCAUUUUCAAUUAAACAGUAACUUCCUGGUUAAAUGAAUGUACUUUAAAGACUCACUCCGAAGAAUUGUUAGUGUUUUUCUCAUAAUGGAGGACACAUAUAAAGAAAGUUAGCUUACAAUUCCAUUUCCGAGUAUUUCUUUAUUCAAAUCGCUGUGAAUCAGGAGCAAAGAAAUGCUUUUGGAAAAAGCUUGUAGGUGUGAUGUAAGAGCUACUACUUCAACAGCAAAGCCACAUACUACUGCCUGCUCUGCUCCAUUCUGAUGCACUUGCUGCGUCCCAGCAAUACAAAAUAAAAGACUUCAGAAACCUGUCUCUUGGAUGGGUCAAAAUGACCCGGUUAGAUCCAUGUACGUCUUCGUUUUCCUCAUCCAAAGCUGGCAUCUGGCUCAAUACUGUAAGGCUGGAUUGCUCCAAUAUUGCUCGCCAUUUUUGUCGAACAGGUUGGAGUCGUAAGCUAGCGGGAGAGGAAGUAAAGACGGAUGACGGGAAGUGGGGGCAGCCUUGAACAUUUUAGGGUUUGACUGAAGAGUCAAAAAGGAAGGUAAUGUGUGAUCAGUUUGAUCUUGAUUACAAGGACAAGAUUCAAUAAAAAUGUACACCAGUCAAA